Nestor notabilis (Kea) is the source of this 492-nucleotide messenger RNA. RefSeq names its product chromosome unknown open reading frame, human C2orf50 (gene CIMIP5). The transcript has 3 exons. Bases 1 to 492 code for a protein of 163 amino acids. The record is from RefSeq and is a predicted model, not a curated record. Lineage: Eukaryota; Metazoa; Chordata; Aves; Psittaciformes; Psittacidae.
AUGGGUAAGUUGGAAAAGGGUUCUGGAUUCAGGAGAAAUACCUUGGUUAGGUCUCAGCAACCAGCAACCACAUCUCUGGGGCUACCAGCCUCAGCUCCAUCUGCGUCUCUUGGCAGCACCCAGCCCAGCAGAUCUGUCGUUGCACAACCAGCUACUCGUGCCUGGGCAGAUGAGCAGGCAGCACUGCAGCAGGACCAGGUUCAACAGGAUAAGAUCUGGAGAGAGUCUGUGGAGGCUGAACAGCGAGGAAGAAAAAACUGGUACCACAACUGGAGUUUCCUAAAGGACUAUGACCAAAUGGGUAAGAAAAGGGAGCAGAAGCCACUGCCAAACUAUAUGCCUGUAUUCUCAAGCAAAGUUCCCAACUUGACCAACCAGAUUAUUGGCAGUCGAAUGAAUACUGAACUUGGUAGGGAUUUGGUAAACAUGGAUUACUUCUUCAGCACUGGAGCACGAAAGAGGAAACUUGAUGGUGAGCUCCAGCCUUCCUAG